Hemisphaericaspora subhashii is the source of this 1749-nucleotide messenger RNA. RefSeq names its product Sal6p (gene SAL6). Gene Ontology annotation, cellular component: nucleus; cytoplasm. Bases 1 to 1749 code for a protein of 582 amino acids. Lineage: Eukaryota; Fungi; Ascomycota; Pichiomycetes; Serinales; Debaryomycetaceae. The record is from RefSeq and is a predicted model, not a curated record. The transcript has a single exon. Gene Ontology annotation, molecular function: protein serine/threonine phosphatase activity.
AUGGGAAAUAACCCUUCUAAAGAUGUCGAUCCCCUACCGAGAAGCUCAACUUCAACUUCAAACAAAUCAACUGGUUCUAGUACCGACUUAUUAGAACCAGAAGAGAAACCUUCUCCUGCGCUAUCGCAAUCUACCACCUCCACUACCACCACCACCUUACGAGUUAUGAAUAAUGAGUCUAUUAGUACUACGAAAACUAUUUAUACUUCCACUUCUCCUGCUAUUGAUAUUGGAAGUAAGAAGAAUAUUUACAAGUAUAAUCAAAGAGUUGUUAAUAAUAAUACUACUACGCCUGCUCCUGCUACUGCUGCUGGUGCUGCUGCUGUUUCUAGAAAGACUAAGAAAUCACAUUCCAGUGAUGAGUAUGAUGUUGAUUUAACUAUUGCUAUUUCUAUGGCUAAAUUAUUGAAGAAUCCAACUGCGCCACCAUCAUCUACUACUCUUGUUGGUGCUGCAGUUGCAAAUCAAGAUGCUGGCUAUGGUUCUUCUUUAGAUAGUCAAUCUACCCAGUCACCAGUUUUCACCACCUUAGGCACCAAAGAUGAACAAGAUCUGUUAUCUUCAGUUAAUUCCAAUGGUUCAAAUAUUUCUAAUAAAUUUUAUUAUAACAAGGAAGAAAUUGUUAAUAAAGUUAAUGUUUCAGUUAAUAAAUUAGAUGUUAUUGCUGAAAUUGAUAAUAAACCAAAGUUAUUAUCUAAAGAAAAUUUAAAGAAACAUAAUAAACUGUUUACCACAACUGCUUCAAGACAAUUAACUAAGAAUUUAUCAGUUAGUUCUUCAAGUUUAUCAAAUUCUCCUCCAAUUAUCCCAACUACCAAGAAAGAUAAUCUUGUUGAUCUUGAUAAUAUUAUUGAUAGAUUAGUUGAAAUUGGAAUUAAUAAGAAAAAUCAACAUAAGAAAAAGGAUAAAUUACCAUUAUCAGAACAAGAAAUUAAAUAUAUUUUGGGUAAAAGUAGAUCAAUCUUUUUAGAUCAACCAAGUUUAUUAAGAUUAUCACCUCCAGUUAAAAUUGUCGGAGAUAUUCAUGGACAAUUUCAUGAUUUAAUUCGUAUUUUUAAUUGUUGUGGAUAUCCUCCCUAUACUAAUUAUUUAUUUCUUGGAGAUUAUGUUGAUCGUGGUUAUAAAUCAUUGGAAACAAUUUUAUUAUUAUUAUGUUAUAAAAUAAAAUAUCCCGAGAAUUUCUUUAUGUUACGUGGAAAUCAUGAAUCAGCAAAUAUAACUAAAAUUUAUGGAUUUUAUGAUGAAUGUAAACGAAGAUUAAUAAAUCGAAAACUUUGGAAAAAUUUCAUUGAUGUUUUUAAUGCCCUUCCAAUUGCUGCCACUAUUAAUGAUAAAAUCUUUUGUGUUCAUGGGGGGCUUUCACCUCAAUUAAAUCAAUUAUCUCAAAUCGAAUCAAUCAAACGUCCAACUGAUGUUCCUGAUGCCGGUUUAUUAACUGAUUUACUUUGGUCAGACCCUGAUCCCCUGGUUAAAUCAUUCUCCAGCUCGAAUUGGCCCCCGAAUGAUCGUGGAGUCCUGUAUUGUUUUGGAAGAAAACAUGUUGAUCAUUUUUGUAAUACAUUUAAAUGGGAUUUAAUUGUUAGAGGUCAUAUGGUUGUUGAAGAUGGUUAUGAAUUUUUUAAUAAACGAAAAUUGGUUACAUUAUUUAGUGCCCCUAAUUAUUGUGGAGAAUUUAAUAAUUUUGGAGCAAUUAUGAAUGUUGAUCAUAAUUUAUAUUGUUCUUUUGAAUUGAUUAAGCCGAUGAAAUAA